UAUUUUUUUUCGGUUCAAUAUUUCUUUUACUGUCCAACCCUCCUUACCAAAUAAGCAAUAAUUGAACCAUUAUGUUGCGAAGAUGAAGACCACAUUUGUUUUUUUGAUCACUUCAAUCCCAUCAAGACCAGUAUUUUUCAGUUGUUUCAUUUUAGUCUUGUUUGGAAUUUGGUUCAAGAUGGUGAAGAAUAUAUAACAGAAAAUUCUACUUUCCAGGCAGGGAGAAGUGCUUCAGUUUAUUCACAGAUUAUUUAUCUAGGAGGUUGAGGCAGUUUUGAACAAAGGAUAGUAAGAUACAAGAGCCUCAUGGAUGUCCACAGCCAGAUUGCACUUAGCUAAAAUGAAGAAGACACAGGCUUCACAUGAGUCCAUAAAUGAACAACCAAAGAAUGCCGAAGAGACUCCUGUGCCAGAUUCAGGUUCAGUUUCAGCAUCAACCAUUGAUAACAGAAAAGUUUCGCGAGAGGAUAUUGAACUUGUCCAGAAUUUGAUCGAACGAUGCCUACUGUUAUACAUGAAUAGAGAUGAGGUGGUAAAGACCUUACUGAAUAGUGCCAGGAUAGAUGCCGGGUUCACAACAUUAGUUUGGCAGAAAUUAGAAGAAGAAAAUGCUGUCUUUUUCCGGGGCUACUACAUAAGGCUUAAAUUGAAGAAACAAAUUCUCUUAUUCAAUCACUUGCUUGAGCAUCAGUAUCAUCUAAUGAAGUAUCCAAUGCCUACAAGGGUUCCUUUGGCUCCUAUGCAGAAUGGAAUUCAUCCAAUGCCAGUCAACAACUUACCUAUGGGAUAUCCCAUUUUGCACCAGCCUCCAGUUCCAGCUACAGGGCAAUCUCUUCUUGAUUAUAUGGGUUAUUCCACAAAUAUCUGUCACGUAGUAAAUGGAGUUCCUGCUCCUGGCACAGGCAAUUUUCAUCCAAUGCGGAUGAAUUCUGGAAAUGAUAUGGUGAUUGACACAAACGGAACUGAUGCUCCUGCUAUGACAACAAACAAUGCAAUGCUAUCCAUAUCAGAUAUGCCGGUAAGCCCAACAUCAGUGGCUUCGAGUGGCCAUUUCCCAUUCAUUGCUUCGGAGAUAUCGAGCAUGGGAAUAGAAACAUCAGCAUUUGAUAUGGCAUUUACGUCUGAUGUAGCUAGUUCAGUAGGACUGCAGCUUCCUGCAGAUAAUGGAAAUGAGAAUUCUAGAGAUUCGCUCAGUUCAUGGGCUCAAAUAUCUUGGAAUUUCAGCCUUUCGGACCUAACAGCAGACCUAUCAAGCUUGGGAGAACUAGGAGCUCUUGGAAACUCUUCUGGUUCUCCCUUUUUGCAUUCAGAUUCAGAUAUUCUUCUUGAUUCUCCAGACCGAAAGGAUAUAGUGGAGGAGUUCUUCAUUGAUUCUGUUCCUGGGCAGUCAUCUCCGCCAUUGGAUGAAGAGAAGUCCCAGCUUAAGGGGAGAGAUACUUUCACCUCCAUGAAAUCUGACAAUAAUCUCUAUUAGGCAUGUCAAGCCUACACACAGGCAAAGUUAGGUUUAAAGCUUUCAUCUGGUAUAGAGAUCUGUCUUAAUAGAGCAGUCCUGUUAUUUAGUUUUCAUAUUUUGUAAUCCUAAUUUCUGCAAUGAAUGCUGAUCAUGAUAUCGUGUUUUUUACCAUUACAAUGAUUUGCACAUUAAUGGCGUUCAUUUAUGUAAGGAUUCACAUAACCGACCUAAAUUUGUUGAGAAUAAUGCUCAGUUUUGUCAUCGUAAUAUGAAGCUCACCCUCAUUAGUAAUUACAAUA
Messenger RNA from Olea europaea var. sylvestris, 1755 nucleotides. RefSeq lists its product as uncharacterized. The transcript is spliced from 8 exons. NCBI's taxonomy places the organism in Eukaryota, Viridiplantae, Streptophyta, Magnoliopsida, Lamiales, Oleaceae. The record is from RefSeq and is a predicted model, not a curated record. Bases 311 to 1474 code for a protein of 387 amino acids.